Phragmites australis (common reed) is the source of this 3447-nucleotide messenger RNA. Its product is annotated as autophagy-related protein 18f-like. The transcript is spliced from 8 exons. Bases 536 to 3142 code for a protein of 868 amino acids. Gene Ontology annotation, cellular component: cytoplasm. Gene Ontology annotation, molecular function: protein binding. Lineage: Eukaryota; Viridiplantae; Streptophyta; Magnoliopsida; Poales; Poaceae. Gene Ontology annotation, biological process: response to starvation; autophagy. The record is from RefSeq and is a predicted model, not a curated record.
CAAGGAGAGAAGCCACCCUUUACCUCCUAGUAUUCUAUUUCACCUAAUCCCAUCGCCCCCUCUCCUCCCCCCUCGUCCUCGUCCAGGAAAAGAAGAAAAAAAAAAUCGAGAACCGCAAACCCUCGCUUUCUCCGAUCGAAUUGCUCGCACCCCGGGCAACCACCACCAGUUCGGCCGCUCCCCACCACCAAUCUUCCCCCGCGCCGGAUGAUCUAGGCCUCUCGCCCGCCCGUGCCGAUUUCCCCCCGAGCUUCCCCGCGCGGCGCCGUGGCCAUGUCGCUCACCUGAGGAUACGGUCGGUGGGCUGUUUCUUGCGAGAGUCUUCCGAGUCCCCAGAGAAACAGCCCGGGGGCGUAAGUGAGCGAUCGAUUCGGAGCUGUAGGCGAGGCGUCCGGCUUGGUUGGGGGUUCCGUCUCGGCUUCGGCUUCCUCCUAUUCUAGCUUGGAAGCUAGGCUUUGCUUGGUUGGGUUUGCAUCUGACGAGGAGGAGGGGGUUGGUGGUGGUAGCGUGCACGGUUGGUUUGGGGGCCGGCUUGAUGCGGGACGGCGCGCAGGCUCCUCGCCGGGGCGGGGGGUUCUUCUCGGCGCGGUCGCUCUCUAACUACAUGCGGAUCAUGUCGUCGGGGGCGUCCACGGCCGCCUCCACGCUGCGGUCGGCGGGCGCGUCGCUGGUGAACUCGAUCGCGAACCACGAGGAGGAUGGCAGCCGUGACCAGAUACAAUGGGCUGGUUUUGAUAAACUCGAGUGUGGGGGUGGCAUGCUACGACAAGUUUUAUUGCUGGCAUACAAAUCUGGCUUCCAAGUAUGGGAUGUCGAACAUGCUGGUGAUGUAAGGCAGCUAGAGUCCAGACACGAUGAUGCUGUUUCUUUCAUACAACUGCUAAAGAAUCCAAUUGCCACAAAAAAAUGUGAAGACAGAUUGGCAGAUGUACGGCCAUUGCUAGCUGUUGCCUGUGAUGGAACUUACACAGGAAAUGGAAACAGCCAUGAUACUAAUGUCCCUGUUUUCGAUGGAACCAAUGGUGCUUUCCGUAAUAUAGGCAGUGAAAACCUUCCUACUGUCAUUCGCUUUUAUUCAUUGAGGACCCAUGAGUACGUGCAUACAUUGAAGUUCAGGUCAGCUGUUUAUUCCAUAAGGUGCAGUCCGAGAGUCAUAGCUGUUUCUCAGGCUACUCAGAUACAUUGUUUUGAUGCUGCGACAUUGGAGAGAGAUUAUACUGUUCUUACCAGUCCUACAGUUGCACAAAUUUCAGGUUAUGGCCCACUCGGAUUGGGCCCUAGAUGGAUUGCGUAUUCUGGGAUUCCAGUUCCGGUUCCAGAUACAGGACGUGUUAGCCCUCAGCUUCUUAGUCUGUCUCCCUUUGUUCCACCUCCUGGUUCAAACAGCAGUGUGGUGGCAUACUAUGCAAAAGAAUCAAGCAAGCAACUGGCUGCUGGCAUUGUAACACUUGGUGAUGUUGGAUAUAAGAAGUUGUCAAAGUAUUGUUCAGAUUUCAUUCCAAAUGGUAAUGGUACUAUAAAGCAAAGGAAUUCUGGCUACAAAGCAAAGGGAGCAACAAAUGGGCACCUCGUUGACAGUGAAUAUGCUGGAAUGGUCAUUGUUCGAGAUAUUAUCUCUAAAUUAUUAAUAGUUCAGUUCAGGGCACAUACUAGUCCCAUUUCGGCACUUUGCUUUGAUCCCACUGGAACUUUGCUGGUGACAGCUUCUGUUCAUGGUCAAAAUAUCAAUGUUUUCCGCAUUAUACCUCCUCCACAUGGGAGUGCAUCGGAAGCUGGUCAAAUUGGAACCUAUUUUUAUCUGUACAAGUUGCAAAGAGGCAUCACCAACGCGGUUAUAAAAGACAUCAGCUUUAGCGAUGAUAGUGAGUGGAUAAUGAUUAGCUCUUCAAGAGGAACUAGUCAUUUGUUUGCAAUAUCUCCAUAUAGUGCAUCAACAAGCUUUCACUACAGCGAUAACAACCCUGCAGAAAAUAAUUAUGUGGUGGAUUCAUCAAUUAAGCCUACUGCUCAUUGGUCCCAAAACUCAACAUCCUCUUUGAGUCUCAGUCAGAAGACACUUUUCGUAUCUGGACCCCCUGUUACAUUGUCUGUUGUUAGUAGGAUAAGAAAUGGGAGCAACUUAUUUAAGGGUGCUGUCCAUGGCGCUGCAGCAUUGGCAACAGGUGUUUCCAGUCCGAUUUCUGGUGCUGUUGCUUCAACAUUUCACAACUGCAAGGGUGCUGACAUUAAUUCAGAUGGCAGUUCACGUGGCAUGAAGUAUUAUUUACUAGUGUUUUCUCCAUCAGGAAGCAUCAUACAGUAUGUUCUUCAUCUCUCAGCCGAACAGGAUUCUGGGUUUGAUUUCCCCUCGGGCCCCAUUUCCUAUGGAUCAGAAAGAGAAACUGAUAGGAAGUUUGUUAUUGAAGCACUUCAAAAGUGGGAUGUUUGUCAUAAAAGAAAUAGAAGAGACAGUGCUGAGAGUUUCACAUAUAGUGAUUUUGAGAAUGGAGAAAAUAAUAAACUUUUCCAGAAAGUGAUGAAGAAAGGAACUAGUAUCUAUCUGUUCGAUUGUGCUGAUGAAAAUAAAAAGCUCAGUGCUGACGAAAAUCGUAACUUCUAUAUUUCUGAGAGUGAGUUGCAGACACAUGUUGUGCAGAUUCCACUCUGGUCGAGAUCUGGGAUACACUUUCAAGUAAUGUGGGGUGGAACUUCAGAAGCAGACAAUAUUGAUACAGUUUCAGGGGAAGUUGAAAUAGAAAAAAUCCAUACUCAUAAUGUAGAAUCAAGAUCGAGGAAUCUCAUACCAGUCUUUGACUCUCUUCAUACGUCAAGGUUUCAACAGACAAGGUUGAACACUCCUGAUACUAACAGGUAUGGACUGCUGCAGCGGCAGAAGUCUGAAAUUUCAGAAGAUGGUAGACUCUCUUGCAGAAGCAGUUGUAGUUCUUUGGACUGCAUGUCUGAAGGCCCCAAAAGCUCUGGUGACAGUGCUUUCAGUAAAUAUGUAGUAGAUGGUAGCGUAUCUGCUGUAAAUAAGAAUCCAAAUGUUAACAGCCAUGCCGAGCUUGUAAAUAAUACUGGGAGCCUUAAGUCAGAGGCCCAGCUCGGAUAUGUAAAUAGCAAAGAGGAUGGUGAAGAUAGAGAGCAACUCCCAGACUUGUGAUAUUGACGGUGAUCAAGAUGAUCGUUGGUGAUGGAGGAGCCUCUUUAAAUGCUGAAGUCUUCAUUGUGCGUGUGUAGUUGAAUUCUUUGAUUUCUCCAUCCGGAGUUCUUGACCUCUCUUCUAUAGUUCUAUUUAUAGGCAUUCAUGAAAAAAAUUACCGAUAAAAAGAUAGAAAGGGAGGUUGAAUUAUGGCCCUAUGAGUGUGGAAGCUUUGGUUCUGUGAGUUGGGGUUUCUAUCUUAAAAGAAUUUGUACAUAACAAGAUUGAUCAUUGCAUGCCCAAUAAUAGCACGUAAUUUGUGAAUA